Molecule: messenger RNA, 2332 nt
Organism: Daphnia carinata
Lineage: Eukaryota; Metazoa; Arthropoda; Branchiopoda; Diplostraca; Daphniidae
Product: major facilitator superfamily domain-containing protein 6-like
Exons: 10
Coding region: 75-1943 (622 amino acids)
Cellular component (GO): membrane
Source: RefSeq, a predicted model, not a curated record
GCGAUCGUUCAGUCGUUCGCCUGCAUCUUACGGCCGUCCUCGUCCACUUCGACACAUCGCAUUUUAGACGCCCGAUGCAAACUAUGGACGACGAUUCGGAAGCCGUUUCGGAAUGGAAGAAGCUCAAGAAAACUCUGACUGUUAACAAGCCACUUAUUCCUCUCAAACUCACCAUGUUGCUUUAUUAUGGCGCCUCGUCUCUCUACCUUCCAUAUUUGACCCUGCAAAUGCAACAAGUCGGCCUCAAUAUCCAGGAAAUCGCCAUUAUCUAUUCAGUUUUACCUUUUGUCACAUGCAUUAUGCCGCCAUUAGCCGGCAUGUUGGCUGACAAGUUCAAUCGUUACAAACUGGUUUUAAUUCUUUCGGUGUCUUUGGCCAUCCUUUUCCACACCCUUUUACUUCACGUGGAUGCUCGAAUUUCUCCCGAAAAUUCCCCAGUGCGCAACAUCACGGAAAUCCCAGCUUUUGUCUACUGCGGUAGAACAGGCGCCGUGCUCCGGUUUGGGAACGAAAGUUGUUCAACAUCAACGACCGAAAAAUGGUUCGGGUACUGGACACCAUCCGAGUGCCAGCCAGUGGCAUGCACGGAUUAUCAGAACAUGCGAAUGCGUUUGUGUUCGCCCUUGGGCAAUUGUACGCAAAUAACGACCAAGUCGACAUCGAAGCUCGAAGUGGAACUGGUUCUCGAGACCGUGCUGACAGACACCAAGGACAUUUCUGGCGAAUGUACUGCUAGAAUUCUCGCCCUACAAACUGAUCAGACUCCACUUCCGUCGGCAUUGCUGUGCAACUGUCUCAUUCAGUGUCCUUUGACGUUAAUGACAUCGUCUGCAUUGAACCAAGAGCCUGCAGACGACGCGUUGUUGGAUGAAAUGAAAGAAAAUGAGCGUUUGAAACACAACCGUGGUUUUUGGAUGUACUUCGUUUUGCGGAUAUUGGCUUCCAGUUGCGUGGCCACAUCUUUCUCCAUGUUAGACGCCACGGCUAUCACGAUGGUAAAGAAAAACGACGGAGACCUUGGAAAACAACGGCUGUUUGGCGUCAUUGGACAAGCCGUUUUUGCCAUGGUCGCCGGGAUAUUACUCGAUUGGACAGUAGAAUUGCAAGGUGACCCCGACUAUUCAAUUCUGUUCUACAUCGCCGAUGGCCUUUGCGUUGUGGUGGUCCUGCUGGCGAGCAGGUUGGACGUUGACGUCGAACGGAUUGAAAGCGGGAAUUUAAUGUCCGGUGCAAAAAGACUCAUUCGAUUAAUCGACGUCGAUUUCUUCAUGUUGAUGAUGCUCCUUCUGGGCACCUGUUGGGGUUUUCUUGAAUCCUUCCUCUUCGUUUUCCUCAUGGAACUGAAAGCGAAUAGCUAUUUGUUAGGAAUGACAGUUACCUUGGGCUGCGUCAUUGGCGUUCCAUUCCUCUACAUAUCAGACAUGAUUGUUCGCAAAAUUGGCUCGGUGAACGUUUUCGUCAUCGCUUUCCUUAUCUACUGCAUUCGAUUUUUCGGCUAUUCGCUUAUAUGGGAUCCUUGGCUAUGUCUUCCGUUUGAAGCCCUGGAAGCCGUAACGGUCCAUAUGAUGGCAGUGGCCAGUUCCAUGUACUGCGUAGCGGCAGCACCUCCUGGACUAUUGGCGACACUCAACGGCGCUGUAGGCUCCAUUCAUUAUUCAUUCGGACGCGGACUUGGCAGUUUCAUCGGCGGAAUUCUGAUGGCCAACUACGGGACGCGGAACACAUUCCAAAUCUUUGGUACAGGUGCCGGAAUUUGUGGACUGACCUACUUCAUCUUACACCGCCUCUAUUUAGUUAAAAUAGAGAGGCUGAGACUGCGCAGGAAGUCGGAACGGAUUGCCGAGGUUAUUGCCAGCGGUGUCGAACCCGAGGACGAACCAGAGGAGGAAGAAUUUAUUAUUCCACCUGAUAAUCUUUUGGGCCGUCGCAAAAGUUGUUUCUAGUGGUUUCAAUGUCUUGUAAUUAGCAAGCCUAUCUGUUCUCCUUGUCAGCACCUGGUGUGCUGAUUUCAGAUCGUAGUCGACUUCCUUGAGUCAUUUCAGCUAUGCCUCGAUUCGUUGCCGUUAAUUUAGAACCUUGACACGCUCGUUGGCGACCUAGUCCCGGUGACUAGCGUUUUUUUUUUUUAAUGAAAAAAACAAAACAUUGUAAUCGCAGCAACAUAAAAAAUUAAUAGAAAUUUCUAUAGUAACACACAUUUGAACAAUUGCAUGAUUGAAAGUGAGUGGCAGCACUGACUUGAUGGCGCCUCUAUAAUCCAUUGUCUUACUACAUUUGAAUUGAAUCCACAUUCCUCGAUUCCAGCCAAACAAAAUUAACCGCAUAGGGUUAA